AUGUCAAAGCAACCCGGCACAACCUACACCGCGGUAUGUCAAGCAACCCGGCACAACCUACACCGUCGGGAUGUCAAGCAACCCGGCACAACCUACACCGUCGGGUGUCACAUCAACCCGGAACAACCUACACCAUCGGGAGUCACAGCAACCCGGCACAACCUACACCGUGGGGUGUCAAAGCAACCCGGCACAACCUAUACCGUCGGGUGUCACAUCAGCCCGGAACAACCUACAACGCGGGAUGUCAAGCAACCCGGCACAACCUACACCGUCGGGUGUCACAUCAACCAUGACCAACCUACACCGUCGGGCGUAACAGCAACCGACACAACAUACACUACCAGGUGUCCUAGCAACCCGGCAUUACCUACACCGAGGGGUGUCACAGCAGCCCGGCACAACAUUAACCCAACCUGGCACUACCUACACCGCGGGGGUCACAGCAACCCUGCACAACCUACACCGUCGGGUGCCAAAGUAACCCUGCACAACCUACACCGUCGGGUUACACAGCAGUCUUGCACAACCUACACCGUCGGGUUUUACAGCAGUCUUGCACAACCUACACCGUCGGGUUUUACAGCAGUCUUGCACAACCUACACCGUCGAGUUUUACAGCAGUCUUGCACAACCUACACCGUCGGGUUUUACAGCAGUCUUGCACAACAUACAUCGUCGGGUGCCACAACGACUCGGCACAACCUUCACCGUGGGAUGUCAGAACAACCCGGCACAACCUACACCGGCGGGUAUCACAGCAACCUGGCACUACCUACACCGCGGGGUGUCAAAGCAAGCCGUGAAAACCUACAUCGCGCGGUAACACAGCAACCUGGCACUACCUACACCACGGGGAUCACAGCAACCCGGCACAACCUACACCGGCGGGUAUCACAGCAGCCUGGUAUAAUCUACACCGCGAUGUGUCACAGCAACCCGACACAACAUACACCGCGAAGUGUCACACAGCAACCCGACACAACCUACACCGAGGGGUGUCACAGCAAACCGGCACAGCCUACACAGCGAUGUGUCACAGCAACCCGACACAACCUACACAGCGAUGUGUCACAGCAACCCGACACAACCUACACAGCGAUGUGUCACAGCAACCCGACACAACCUUCACCGCGAGUUGCCACAGCAACCCGGCACAACCUACACCGGGGGUGUCGCAGCAACCCUGCACAGCCUGAAUAUAAUAAAACAUGA
Messenger RNA from Mya arenaria, 1215 nucleotides. RefSeq lists its product as uncharacterized. The record is from RefSeq and is a predicted model, not a curated record. The transcript is spliced from 2 exons. Lineage: Eukaryota; Metazoa; Mollusca; Bivalvia; Myida; Myidae. The coding region runs from base 1 to 1215 and encodes 404 amino acids.